Messenger RNA from Fusarium musae, 996 nucleotides. RefSeq names its product electron carrier (gene DRE2). Lineage: Eukaryota; Fungi; Ascomycota; Sordariomycetes; Hypocreales; Nectriaceae. The coding region runs from base 1 to 996 and encodes 331 amino acids. Gene Ontology annotation, molecular function: iron-sulfur cluster binding. The transcript has 2 exons. The record is from RefSeq and is a predicted model, not a curated record. Gene Ontology annotation, biological process: iron-sulfur cluster assembly. Gene Ontology annotation, cellular component: cytoplasm.
AUGGCGCCCGCGACCCUCAUGAUCGAUCCCAGUGACGACUUCGUCAUGCCUGUCACAAAGUCUGUCCAAUCUACCUCGCCACCCAAGCGAACGCUUCUUCUGGCGCCUCCUUCUCUUGCUUCCAAUUCCGACGCGCUCACAUCUAUCCUCGCCGAUUAUGAUCGCUCCGUCACCGAUCUCCAGAUGCUUGACCGUCUCUCCCUGGGAUUGGUCACAUUACCUCCUUCCACCUACGACCUUGUCUUGGUCCUGUCCGAUGCCUCUUCUAUGUUAGGCGAAUCCCUUGCUUUGAUGAACCGAACUGUCCUUGGAUCUCUCGCCGAGUCCCUAAAGCCUAGCGGUCGUCUACAGUCUCAAGAUGGCAACAGCCUGGAGGAGUCCACUUUGUCAAAAGAAGCAGUUUUGGCCGGGUUGAUAUCAUCGCGGGGUGGUUUUGAGAAACCCGACUACGGUGAGAAUGACGGAGCCAUUACUCUGAAGUUUGGCAAGAAGAAAUCCCAGCCUGCUCCUCUCGCAGAUGGCUCUGUCCCUCUGAACCUGAAGAGGAAGCCCACUGAGGCGAAACCGAAACCAGCGGUCCCUGCCGGCGUCGGCUUCAUCGAUCUUGAAGACGACCUUGAGGACGACGAUCUAAUUGACGAGGAUACUCUCAUGACUGAAGCGGAUCUGGCGAGACCCAUCAAUAUCCCUGCGGAAUGUCUACCCAAGGCUGGCAAACGUCGUCGGGCCUGCAAGGACUGCACAUGUGGUUUGGCUGAACGUCUUGCUGCCGAAGACGCCGAUAAGCGCGCAACCGCCGACAAAAAACUUGAGAGCAUUAAACUGGCAACAGACGACCUGGCCGAGAUCGACUUCACCGUGCAAGGUAAGGUUGGCUCAUGCGGCAACUGUUCCCUUGGCGACGCUUUCCGUUGUGACGGAUGCCCUUAUAUUGGGCUUCCUCCCUUCAAGCCAGGUGAAGAAGUUCGCCUGCUCAAUAACGAUGUGCAACUCUAA